Messenger RNA from Pieris macdunnoughi, 531 nucleotides. The record is from the annotation of a GenBank genome assembly. Lineage: Eukaryota; Metazoa; Arthropoda; Insecta; Lepidoptera; Pieridae.
AUGGCUGCGGCCAUGAUAAAGGACCGUGGACUGCGUAAAAAAUUAACCCAAGAAGCUAUACCAGAAAAAACACCCAAAAAGCCAUCUAAACGCAAAUCGACACCCAGUAGCUCGAAAAACGAAAAGAAAAACGAGCAAAACAACAAUAAAAGACCCAAGAUCCAGACGGGCGAUCCGAAACUUGAUUUGUUUUCGACUUACCAGCCGUGGGUCAUUCAAACUUAUGGUGACUUGGCCAAAACAAAAACAAUCACUUUAAAAAAAUACGCCAGGAUUCUUAGAACUCUCCGCGGAGAGGAGUGCAACAGUUCUGACAGUUCCAAGUUCCGGUUUUGGGUUAAAGCGAAGGGGUUUCAUGUUGGGAAGCCUCCCGGAUAUGAUCCGAAGCCGGCCGACAGCAUUGUAUGCAGAUACAGCGUCGCUGAUGCUGAAGGAUGUACUAGGGGCACAGAAGGCCAGGAAGUAUACAGUGGCUCUCAAAAUGAUCCGCCACUUUACAUCCCGACUCCACCUUUGAAGGUGAGUGCUUAA